This is a messenger RNA of Fundulus heteroclitus (mummichog), 2258 nucleotides long. It is a transcript of the gene stmn2b, whose product is annotated as stathmin 2b. The transcript is spliced from 5 exons. Gene Ontology annotation, molecular function: tubulin binding. The record is from RefSeq and is a predicted model, not a curated record. Lineage: Eukaryota; Metazoa; Chordata; Actinopteri; Cyprinodontiformes; Fundulidae. Gene Ontology annotation, cellular component: neuron projection; growth cone; cytoplasm. Bases 146 to 685 code for a protein of 179 amino acids. Gene Ontology annotation, biological process: regulation of microtubule polymerization or depolymerization; neuron projection development; microtubule depolymerization.
UGCAGCUCGGCGCAGACCACCAGGCGCACCGGCAGCCCCCCGUCUCUCUCUGCUGACUCAGUGCCUUACCAGCAGUCCCUUCACCCGGUGAUACAGCAUCCAGACACCGACGCACAUUCUCUCCAGGCCAACCCACUCUUCAGACAUGGCUAAGACCGCAGUCGCUUACAAAGAGAAGAUGAAGGAGAUUUCCGUCCUCUCGCUCAUAUGCUCCUGCCUGUACCCCGAGAGCCGAAAAACCAUUUUGGGGGACUUUGAAGAUAUGGACAUCAAGCCAAUCAACAAGCGGGCGUCAGGUCAAGCCUUUGAGGUCAUCCUGAAGCCGCCCUCUCCGACAUCGGAUGUGGCUCACUGCAUCACCAGCCCCCCAAAGAGGGACAUUUCCCUGGAGGACAUCCAGAAGAAGCUGGAGGCGGCCGAGGACAGGAGGAGAUCCCAGGAGGCGCAGAUCCUCCGAAUCCUUGCCGAGAAACGCGAGCACGAGCGCGAAGUGCUGCUGAAGGCCAUGGAGGAGAACAGCAACUUCAGCCGCAUGGCCGAGGAGAAGCUGCAGGUGAAGAUGGAGCAGAUCGAGGAGAACCGGCAGGCCUUCCUGGCGGCCAUGAUGGAGCGCCUGCAGGAGAAGGAGAGGCAUGCUCAGGAGGUGCGCAGAAACAAGGAGCUGAGAGAAGAGUUGAUGCCGUGAGAGGCCCCAACACCCCCCCCCCACCCCCCUCCCACCUCCAGUCACCACCUCCUGUCUGAGGAACACCUCCCUCCCCACCUCGUCCUACAUGUCCACACCCCUCCACCCGUGUCCCCGACAUUCCCCCCCACCCCCUUGUAUUGCUACGAAACUUCGAAGAAACGCCACCCUGGGAUAGCGAGAGGUUCAAAUAGAGUUGGGGGGGUGGAAAGGAUUGCAAAAAAGCAAAAAAAAAAAAAAUUUAGAAAAGGAGGAUAACUAUCAUCUGCUGUCCUUUAAAAACAAAAAGAAUGUUUUUGCUCAAAUGUGAAGAGAAAAAAAAAUCCAAUUGACACCUGACAGUGGUUUUUGUAAAUACUUUUUUUUUGUUAUAUACAGUCCGAUACAAGCAGCAAAGGUAUUGAUUGCAGUGUGCCAUUUUUAUAUAUAGGUUUCUUCUCCCUGCAUAUUAUAUAUAUGGAUGUAAUGAUCUGUUCAUUUUCCUUUUCUUUGCCCUCUCAUUUCAGCCUGAGAAUGUUUGUUUUACGUUUCUCUCUCUCUCUCCUUUCUCUCGUGUGGUAACAAGCUUAGGUGUUUGUUGUGAGUUUGCCAGCUAGCUGAUGUUUUACUGUGAACAGGUUGCACCUCCCCACCAACAAAAAAACAACAACAAAAAAAAGCGGGAAUCUGGGCGCAGAGUCGGGGAGGGGGUGCAUUUUUUGCCCUAAGGGUUGCCAGAAGGCAGGGUGGUGCUUUGGAUUUUGCAAGCUCGCUUUUUGUGGGGACUGCAAGCUGUUCCCGGACAUCCGCUCAUGUGAAAAUAGGUAGUGACCGUACCGCAGGAGAACACUAUAGCAUUUAACGAGCCCAUCCUCAUCCUCCUUCUCCUUCAUUUCCAUUCUCUUUUCACACACACACACACACACACAUAGGCAGUGAAAUCACUCACACCCUCGCCACACGGCACAGGAAAACACCAAUAACGCUCCGUUAAUCUCAUAAAAGCUUCCCUCAUAAACGUCACACGUCCUCAGAGGCCACAGUCGCAUACGGCGCCUCCGUUACAGUCGGGGCGCAUCCCUACGACCCCCCGGAGCAACGAGCUCCAGUUGUUACAGUGAAUCAUACUAGAAAGAGAAGAAGAAGAAGAAAAAAAUAACACUGCUUGAUCCAUCUCUGAAUCCUCUAGUUCUCUUCAUCGUUAAAUCAUCAGACUCUCCCCCCCCCCGAAACACAGUAAAUAUUGGCACAACAAAUAUAUUUAAGCCAUAAUAGGCAUGACUGCACCAUCGAUCCACGGGAACAGGAUUCCUGAGCGUAUAAGCAUGAAUACAGGUCGCAGCGAUUGCGUGUGAGUGGGGUGUGUGAGUGUACCGCACAAAGACCGGGUAGUUAGCGUGUUGAUCUGUUUCGAUACAAAAAAAAAUCAAUAACAGUACAGCGUGUAAUGAUUGUCAGAAAGUUAGACACAGACAGUUAGUUUCCUUCCUGACUCUCUUUCUCUCCUCCAUCCAUUUGUGUGUUUCCUCCUCUUCCACGUAUAUCUUUGUGAGCAAGCAGUGGUCAAUAAAGAUUUGGGGUUCAGUGAAUAAAA